AUGCUUCAAGUCCUCUCCAGUGACGACCUGUAUUGUAUUCUGGGUGUCCCUAGGUCCUCAACAAUCGACAGGGUGACCAUAAGACGCGCCUAUCUUUCUCGAAGUAGGGCUUGUCAUCCAGACAAAUUUCCUGGAAAUUCUGAUGCGACGUCUGCCUUCCAAAAGGUCUCCGUUGCAUACGAUGUCCUCAGCAAUCCGUCCUCGAAACGCACUUACGACUCCCGUCCUGCAUACUCACACCCCAAAUAUGACUUCUUUUCCCAGUCCUCGCCCCAUGCGGACGAAACAUUGAAAGGUGUCCUCUUGAGCGUCUUCAGCGAAUUUCUCGAAGGUGAUUUCGAGAUGAUACGCACAUUACUCAGGGCUAUCGGUGACCUAAACCCAUCGCUUGAAUUGGGUGACGACGGUGUAAACUCUGUUCUUUCGGUCCUCCUGAGUGUCCGCGAACGUGUCUUAACCUGCCGCACCUGCGUUGUUGCCCUCCACGGCGAACUCUGUCGCGCCCUCGAGAUACAAAGCGCCUUCCGCCAGCUUCCUUACUUUGAUAUUGCUGGUAGAUCACGGCUCACUAUCAAACUAACACGCAUCACCAUCUCCCUACCUGUUAUCCUCGAAAAUGCCAUGCAAGCUCAAUACACCAAUCCCACCUCUGCUCAUCCUACUCACCACGACCGCGUCAAGGACACAAAUAAAUUCGCCCUACUGCCCCGGCGUGUCGUUCUUCUCAUCAGGGGCAUCGACGUAGUCCUGGACCGUAUGGAACGGACCCUUGGAUAG
Messenger RNA from Suillus subaureus, 777 nucleotides. Its product is annotated as DnaJ domain-containing protein. The record is from RefSeq and is a predicted model, not a curated record. Bases 1 to 777 code for a protein of 258 amino acids. The transcript is spliced from 4 exons. NCBI's taxonomy places the organism in Eukaryota, Fungi, Basidiomycota, Agaricomycetes, Boletales, Suillaceae.